This is a messenger RNA of Helianthus annuus (common sunflower), 1416 nucleotides long. RefSeq lists its product as uncharacterized. The transcript has 6 exons. Lineage: Eukaryota; Viridiplantae; Streptophyta; Magnoliopsida; Asterales; Asteraceae. Bases 2 to 754 code for a protein of 250 amino acids. The record is from RefSeq and is a predicted model, not a curated record.
CAUGGGACGUACUACGACAAAUAUCAACAAAGGUCGUGGCCAAGGUGUUGAUCGAAGUAGUGGUGAGCAAGGUCGUAGUCAAGGAAGUGUUCUAGGUAGUAGUGAUACCGUUGGACUAAAGUCAAAUCAGCAGCAUACUUUGAUGUCUUCUCCCAUUGAGGAGGGUAGUGAUGGUGAUGAUGUGUCUUCGUGUCGUGUUGCUUCUACAAAGCGGGGAGGCUCUUCCCAAGUCCAAGUACCCGAACCAGUGAACCGUGAGUGGAUCUAUAUUAUAGAUGGAGAAUUUAGCAAUCAAAUAACGGCUACGCGGAUUAUUGGAGUAAACCUAAAGGGUAUGUGGUCCGGUCCAUGGAAAAGUUGGAAAGAUGUUCCUAAUGCGGACAAAAAGCAGUUGUUUGAACGAUUCCAUUGUUAUUUUCAGUGGGAGGAGAAAUGGAAUGGUGAAAUAUAUAGUUGCUGGGAGCAGUGCAUUGCUGGUAAAAUUCCGGAUUUGUUGUGUAGGGUACGAGAUCAAGCUAAAGAAACGGCGAAAAGUAAAGAUGUACUAGUCGAAGACGAUAUGUGUGUUCUUACUGAUUUUAAACCACCAUGGAUCAAAACAGAGACAUGGAAACAAACGAUUGAGAUCUGGAACACACCCGAAUGGAAAGCGAAGUCUAAAAGAAACAAAAAAUCAGAACUGAAUCAAAAGGGGGCAAACAUACCCUCGGGUCACAAACCUAUGCGACUGCCAAAAGAAAAGUGGCUGAGAUAAUUGGGCGUGAACCGGCACACUCAGAGAUGUGGAAACAAACACAUCUCAGAAAAGGAAGUAGGCCGUUUGAUAAAGAUCUUGAUUGUAGUAGUUCGGUAGUUGAGAAUGUUGAUUUGGAGGACGUUGAUUUGGAGGGCGUUGAAUUAGAAGGGAAUGUACAAGAAAAAAAAUCGGCAUGGGUUGACGAUAGGGCACAUGAUACUUGGGUAAAAUAUGAGGGACUUCUGUUGGAGAAAUAUGGGGAGGAAAGUAGCCAACACCGAGAACUUGACAAAGAAUUGUGGUACCGAGCUGCCGGGGGAAAGAAGAGAGGUAAAGUAUAUGGGUUAAGCAAUCUUAAGAAUGAUUUUAACGUUCAACAUCAUGGCAAACAAGACCAAGAGAUCGAAAGGUUGAACGUGAUUAUUGCGGGAUUGGUGGUGGAAAAAGAGAAAGAUAAGGCGGAGAAAGAGGCUAUGAAUGAAAGGAUGGCAAACAUUGAAGCGAUGCUAAAAUCUAGGUUUCAAAACAUAUAAUCGUCGACUUAGGUUUCAAAACGUAUAAUCAACGACUUAGGUUUCAAAACGUAUAAACACUUUGUUUUGAAUAUGUAUUUUGUUAUGAUAACUUUGGUAUUUGAUGUUUCAAGUGGGAUGUUUUAUAUAAUUGUGAAAAUUUGAUAA